This is a messenger RNA of Chionomys nivalis (European snow vole), 2038 nucleotides long. RefSeq names its product protein kinase C and casein kinase substrate in neurons 3 (gene Pacsin3). The coding region runs from base 371 to 1654 and encodes 427 amino acids. The transcript has 10 exons. Gene Ontology annotation, cellular component: plasma membrane; cytoplasm; endosome. The record is from RefSeq and is a predicted model, not a curated record. Gene Ontology annotation, biological process: plasma membrane tubulation; cytoskeleton organization; regulation of endocytosis. Gene Ontology annotation, molecular function: protein binding; phospholipid binding. Lineage: Eukaryota; Metazoa; Chordata; Mammalia; Rodentia; Cricetidae.
GACUGGUUUGGUCAUGGGGUUGCCUUGUCGUUCAAGGGGCCUUAGUUAGGCAGGAGUCCUCGUUUACGGUAGGAGUGUGGGACUUUCUGCCCAACACCUACCCCUGUCUGUCACCUAAUCCCCUGCUGGGUCAUGUGACCUGCCUGGCAUUCUCAGCCUGGAAUCUGGUACUUCUGACAGCAGUUGCUAUAUUGGAAGGAGCUGGGCACCGCCCUGGACACUGGAGGCUCCCAACUCUUACCCCUUUCUGUGCUCUUGUUAACUUCAAGGCAGAGUCGUAGUGGCAGCUUGGAGACUUGGACACGGGUCCUUGAAGUGAUCUGGACACCCCAGCACCACAUCUGCCACCAUUCUGUGCUGCAGGGACGCCAUGGCUCCAGAAGAGGAUGCUGGAGGGGAGGCCUUAGGGGGCAGUUUCUGGGAGGCUGGCAACUACCGACGGACGGUGCAGCGGGUUGAGGAUGGGCACAGGCUGUGUGGGGACCUGGUUAACUGCUUCCAAGAACGUGCCCGCAUUGAGAAGGCCUAUGCCCAGCAGCUGGCUGACUGGGCCCGCAAGUGGAGGGGAGCUGUCGAGAAGGGCCCACAAUAUGGCACUCUGGAGAAGGCUUGGCAUGCCUUCUUUACUGCGGCUGAGCGGCUGAGCGAGCUACACUUGGAAGUGAGGGAGAAGUUGCAUGGUCCAGACAGCGAGCGUGUGAGGACCUGGCAGCGAGGGGCUUUUCACCGGCCAGUGCUGGGUGGCUUUCGGGAAAGCCGGGCUGCUGAGGAUGGUUUCCGUAAAGCCCAGAAGCCCUGGCUAAAGAGGCUAAAGGAGGUUGAAGCUUCCAAGAAGAGCUACUACACAGCACGCAAGGAUGAGAAGACAGCCCAGACCCGGGAGAGCCACGCGAAAGCAGACAGCUCCAUGUCCCAGGAACAGCUUCGAAAAUUGCAGGAACGAGUUGGACGCUGCACCAAGGAGGCAGAGAAGAUGAAAACCCAAUAUGAGCAGACACUGGCGGAACUAAAUCGCUAUACCCCACGCUACAUGGAAGACAUGGAGCAGGCCUUUGAGAGCUGCCAGGCUGCGGAACGCCAGCGGCUUCUCUUCUUCAAGGACAUGCUGUUCACCUUGCAUCAGCACCUUGACCUCUCCAGCAGUGACAAGUUCCAUGAGCUCCACCGAGACCUGCAGCAGGGCAUUGAGGCUGCUAGCGAUGAGGAAGAUCUCCGCUGGUGGCGCAGCACACAUGGACCUGGCAUGGCCAUGAACUGGCCACAGUUUGAGGAGUGGUCCUUAGACACACAGAGAGCAAUCAGCCGGAAGGAGAAGGGUGGCCGGACCCCUGAUGAGGUUACCCUGACCAGCAUUGUACCUACAAGAGAUGGCACUGUACCCCCACCCCAGUCCCCAGCAUGCCCAGCAUCUCCAGGCAGUGGGCAGGAUGAGGACUGGUCAGAUGAAGAGAGCCCCCGGAAGGCUGCCACUGGGGUGAGGGUGCGGGCGCUUUAUGACUAUGCCGGCCAGGAAGCCGAUGAGCUGAGCUUCCGAGCAGGGGAAGAGCUGCUGAAGAUGAGUGAGGAGGAUGAACAGGGCUGGUGCCAGGGCCAGCUGCAGAGUGGCCGCAUUGGUCUGUACCCUGCCAAUUAUGUGGAAUGUGUGGGUGCCUGAGUGCCCUGACAGUCCUAUUGCAGCUUCACUCCAACCAGAGCCAAAGCUCAACCCUUCCAGGAUCGCUGGACCUGAGGACCCUGAACCACGUGCUGCUGCUGUUCUGUUUCCGGAGAGGGAGGAUGCCUGAGGGCCCAUGAAGGGGAGGGGUCUGUGUCUAGAAAGAGGCCAAAAGAGUUUAGAUUGGAGGCAGGAAGGGAGAUUGGAGUGCCUGAGCCUCCCGGGGAGCAUUGGGGUCAUCCCAGGAGUAGGGGACCCAGUUCUUAAACUGGGAGUUCCUGAGAAUGAGGCUGGGGAGAAUGUAGUUUGGGGCUAGCAGCGUCCUAUUUUGUGACUUGUAGUGUGUAUUAAACUUGAUCAAGAAUAAAAGUACCAUCUAGUGUU